AUUUGUUUAUUAAAAAUGUCGCUGUUGGGCGCCUUUGCCAGAUUGGGAAUACAGCGAAGUGGCGGAGUGGCCGGCGCAAUCGUUGCACGUUCUCUCCAAACAACUCCUGUCCUCUGCGCCGAACCCCAAAAAAAGAAGAAACUAGAUCCGCAGAUCGUUAAACAGCGGGAGGAUCGCAGAAAGAAAAAGAUAGAGAAGCAGAUUCGCCGUCUGGAAAAGAAUGCGCGGCAGCUGAAACCCGUAGAAGAACUGGAGGUCCCACUGGAGCUCAUCGAUGAUAAAGACAAACGUCAGAGGAAGCUAACCCCAUUGGGCAGCGCAAAGCUGGAGGAACGUGCCCUUCUCAAGAAACAGUGGGCGCACUACAAACACGACGAGCGCGUGGCCGACUUCCAAAUCAUCGACCGACUGGUCCAGGCGCAGAACAAGGCUCUGGCGGAACUGCGGCGCGAAUCCGAAGAGCUCUACCAGGCGGCCAUCGAAGUGGACCCCCAGUUGCUGCCUGUCUCCGUCAAAGGACCUGUGGCCACGCCCCCCAUUAAAAAUUAUGCCAGUCCCGAUGGCGACUACCUGCACCAGUCCAUGAAAUGGGAGGUCAAGUGAGGUGUACCGAAGGUCGAAGAUUGGAAAUAAACAAAACCCUUAAUCCUA
This is a messenger RNA of Drosophila rhopaloa, 651 nucleotides long. It is a transcript of the gene mRpL40, whose product is annotated as 39S ribosomal protein L40, mitochondrial. Gene Ontology annotation, cellular component: mitochondrial ribosome; mitochondrial large ribosomal subunit. The record is from RefSeq and is a predicted model, not a curated record. NCBI's taxonomy places the organism in Eukaryota, Metazoa, Arthropoda, Insecta, Diptera, Drosophilidae.